GGGGCGGAGCUUCCCUUUCCGAUGAGUCGGCUCUGAGGUGCAGUCAGCGCCAAGCGUUCCGGCUUGCUGUUGUGAGCCUGUCCGAGACUCGUCGCCCGCCUUGAGGAGUUGCUGCCUGCCGCUUUCCCUCGCCCUUUCCCCUGCCAGCGCCAUGGCCUCAGGAUCCGAUUCUAAAGCGGAUGACUUAUCGACUGCUAUUCUGAAGCAGAAGAACAGGCCCAAUCGGUUAAUUGUUGAUGAAGCCAUCAAUGAAGACAACAGUGUCGUGUCACUGUCCCAGGGAAAAAUGGAUGAAUUGCAGCUGUUCAGAGGAGACACUGUCCUGCUAAAAGGAAAGAAGAGGAGAGAAGCAGUCUGCAUUGUUCUGUCAGAUGAUACCUGCUCAGAUGAGAAGAUUCGCAUGAAUAGGGUUGUUCGCAACAACCUUAGAGUACGCCUGGGUGACGUGAUCAGCAUUCAGCCUUGCCCAGAUGUGAAAUAUGGCAAACGUAUCCAUGUGCUGCCAAUUGAUGACACGGUAGAAGGGAUCACAGGGAAUCUGUUUGAGGUCUAUCUCAAGCCAUACUUCCUGGAAGCAUACCGACCCAUCAGGAAAGGUGACAUCUUCUUGGUGCGUGGAGGGAUGCGUGCGGUGGAGUUCAAAGUGGUGGAGACAGAUCCAAGUCCAUACUGUAUAGUGGCUCCAGACACCGUGAUCCAUUGUGAAGGAGAGCCCAUCAAACGAGAGGAUGAAGAAGAGUCACUGAAUGAAGUGGGCUAUGAUGACAUUGGUGGCUGCCGGAAGCAGCUGGCUCAAAUAAAAGAGAUGGUGGAACUUCCCCUCCGACACCCUGCACUCUUUAAGGCCAUAGGGGUGAAGCCUCCACGUGGGAUCCUGCUGUAUGGUCCUCCUGGCACUGGUAAAACACUGAUUGCCCGAGCAGUGGCCAAUGAAACGGGGGCUUUCUUCUUCCUGAUCAAUGGUCCUGAGAUCAUGAGCAAGCUGGCUGGUGAGUCUGAGAGCAACCUGAGGAAAGCCUUUGAAGAAGCAGAGAAGAAUGCUCCUGCCAUCAUCUUCAUUGAUGAACUGGAUGCCAUCGCUCCUAAGAGAGAGAAGACACAUGGAGAGGUGGAACGUCGCAUAGUGUCUCAACUGUUGACUCUUAUGGAUGGACUGAAACAGAGAGCACACGUGAUUGUUAUGGCAGCUACCAACAGACCUAACAGCAUUGACCCAGCACUCAGGCGAUUUGGCCGUUUUGACAGAGAGGUAGAUAUUGGUAUCCCAGAUGCCACUGGGCGCCUGGAGAUCCUGCAGAUUCACACAAAAAAUAUGAAACUGGCUGAUGAUGUGGAUCUGGAACAGGUGGCAAAUGAGACCCAUGGCCAUGUUGGUGCUGACUUGGCUGCUCUUUGCUCAGAAGCUGCUCUUCAGGCUAUCAGAAAGAAGAUGGAUCUCAUAGACCUAGAAGAUGAAACCAUUGAUGCUGAAGUGAUGAACUCACUGGCUGUGACCAUGGAUGACUUUAGGUGGGCUUUGAGCCAGAGCAACCCUUCUGCUCUUCGGGAGACUGUGGUGGAGGUGCCACAAGUUACCUGGGAAGAUAUUGGUGGUCUAGAAGAUGUAAAGAGAGAACUCCAGGAACUUGUACAGUAUCCUGUGGAGCACCCAGACAAGUUCCUCAAAUUUGGCAUGACCCCAUCAAAAGGGGUUCUGUUCUACGGGCCACCUGGAUGUGGUAAGACAUUGCUGGCCAAAGCCAUUGCCAAUGAAUGCCAGGCAAACUUCAUUUCCAUCAAGGGGCCAGAAUUGCUCACCAUGUGGUUUGGCGAGUCUGAAGCUAACGUGCGUGAGAUCUUUGACAAGGCCCGCCAGGCCGCCCCUUGUGUGCUCUUCUUUGAUGAGCUGGACUCCAUUGCAAAGGCUCGAGGUGGGAAUAUUGGUGAUGGUGGUGGUGCUGCAGACCGUGUCAUCAACCAGAUCCUGACAGAGAUGGAUGGCAUGUCCACCAAGAAGAACGUCUUCAUCAUUGGUGCCACCAACAGGCCAGACAUAAUUGACCCAGCCAUCUUGCGCCCCGGCCGCCUGGAUCAGCUCAUCUACAUCCCCCUGCCUGAUGAGAAGUCCCGGGUUGCUAUUCUUAAGGCCAACCUGAGGAAAUCACCAGUUGCCAAGGAUGUUGACUUGGAUUUCCUAGCUAAAAUGACCAAUGGCUUUUCGGGGGCUGACCUGACAGAAAUUUGCCAGCGUGCCUGCAAACUGGCCAUCCGCGAGUCCAUCGAGAGCGAGAUCAGGCGAGAACGAGAGAGGCAGACCAACCCUUCUGCCAUGGAAGUGGAGGAGGAUGACCCAGUUCCUGAGAUACGCAAGGAUCACUUUGAGGAGGCCAUGCGCUUUGCUCGACGCUCUGUCAGUGACAAUGACAUCAGGAAAUAUGAGAUGUUUGCACAGACUCUACAGCAGAGCCGUGGCUUUGGCAGCUUCAGGUUCCCAUCAGGUAACCAGGGUGGCACAGGUCCGAGCCAAGGCACAGGAAGCAGCAGCGGGGGAAACGUGUACAGUGAAGACAAUGACGAUGAUCUCUACGGUUAACUUGCUGUCCUGUGUGGACCAAACUCCACAUCAGGCCACGUUGUAUGGGGAAAAAUCCAAUGUUCAGUGGACUCUCAGCUUCUUAAUUCCUCAGUCAGAACAGUGUAUCUGCACAUCAGACUGUACAGGGAAUGUUAUCUAGAUCAAUGUUCAGUUGAGAGGCAGACAGUGAAUUAACAAGGUGGGGAAGCGACUUAAUUUCUGAGAAAUUUCUGUUCUAGUUUAUGUGGCAGAAUCAGCAGCUUUAGCAAAGAGUACAACGCUAGCCUGUAUAAAAAAUAUCACACAAAAUAAUAAUAAUAAUAAUAAAAAAAUCCCACAAAACUCUAGCCAGGCCCUGGCAAUUCCUUGGUGUGGGACUGAUGCAGUGUAGCUUGUGCCAUCUCUGUAAACCCUGCGUCUCAUGCUAUCUCAGCACUCCUCUGUCUGGUGGAGUCCAUUUGUAUGUGUACUUCCCUGGUGCAUUUGAGGUUGCUUAUACCUGUUAGCCCAAGUUAACGGAAGAAAUUUGUUUCACAGUCCUUCUCCCCUGCCCUAAUUUGGCAGGAAGCACCAAGUAAGAGAGACUGGUAGCAGGUUCUCUCUUUCUUCUCCAAUGCUGGCCCUGAGCUGGUUGGUUUCUGCUGCCAACCUGCCCCUUUCUGUGCCUCAUACUCAAUAGUCAAGUUCUGAUCAUGGUUCUUAUCCUUCCUUUCCACUUACAAAUUGCUGCUUUGCUCCUUGGUUUAUUUUCCCUUCUCUGAACUGAAAAAUGUGCUACUGCUGUACUUCAGUGUUUUAUAUGAAAGAAGCCCUGGGUCUGAUCUGAUCAAGCACACAGGAGUGGUGUGGCAGGCUGGAUAUGGCCCAGCCCUGAACCAAAGGGGAGAGCCUGUUUGAGGCAAUGGCCAUAGGACAGAGUGACCACGUGCUAUUGGCUUUUAGGGGGGGUGCAGAGACUGAGGAUUUCUGCAGAGUGGCUUAAAUGUAGAUUGUGUAGCAGAAGGGUGCCCCAGGCCUUUGGGGCUGAGCCAUGCUGGAGAGGGCAACCUUUCCCAUGGCAGGAGCUGUGUGGGGCCUGGAUGGUAGGAAUUUCAGCCCGAAAGCCUGGUAGGUCUAGGAGGGCUUCAUCAACCUGGCUAGAUUUAAGGGUGGAGGAGACAAGCGAGGCAAGUCUCAUCUGAAAAUGGCAGAAGGAUGGGACUAUCCAUGAGAGGGGGGCUUGUGCAUAGCAAUAGGGAGAAAAACACUGAAAUUUGGAACUCUGUGUUUAAAUAGCACAACCCCCUGUUGUGGUAGGAGGCCAUGUAAGCCCCCUGAGGAGGGUGGGUAGCCCUUGCUCAGGUGCUCUGUCCUACUUCAGCACCACUCUUGCCCUGUCCUUACACCACCUUUGUUCUGUGCUGCAGAGAAAAUGCUGGCCAUCAUCUCCUCCUAUGCCAGCGGGGUUGAGGCUGGCCUGUCCCUCUUGUAAGACAGACUCCUGGGGGCCAGGAGAGCAGAGCAGGGAGAGCUGGCACUUCCCCUGCCUGACACCAGGCCUUUCUGGGGAUAACUAGCACCUGAAAACCUUUAUUCCAGGGCGACUUCCCUGCCUGCACUUCUCCCUGCUGCUCUGUGCUCAUCCAAGCAGGAUGGAUGAAUACUGGCUUUGCUUUCAUUGUGUCCUACAUGUUCAUCAGUGCAAUCCCAAGAGAGACAGCACCAGACAGUGAGGGAACCAGUUGCUUUCAGCCACCCAGCAAGGUUCUGCAUCAAGACUCUUCCAGGACUCUCCCAAAAGCCUUCCCCAGCUAUGGUAGUCAAUGGAUUUCUUCUUCCCUGCCAGUUUGGAACUGUGACCACCCAGCAAGCCCCUAGUAGAUCCAGCCUGGUGUCUCUGCAUGCUAUGGAGGCUGGGGCAAGCAGGGUAGGGGAUGGUAGGGGGUGCAUGUCCCAGCAGCCCAAAGCCUUCUUUGCCACUUCUCCUAAUUGCAUAUGUUAAUUAAAUCCUCCACAAAAGCUGGAAAUCCUAAUGUUUUUUCCCUGCCACCACUUGGGCAUGGUUCCUGCUGGGGAUAGCACCCAUGGGAGUGCUGAGAGCAUCCGCCCUGUGCUGAAGCUGUGUAAACCUGCUGGGGGACUGAGGGUAUCCCCCAAAUCAGUACCUGCAGCAGCUAGGAAAAUUGGCUGGCCUCUUCCCACCCCCAUGAACCUCCAGCCCCAGGAGAGCAGGCACCACCAAGGACUGGGUUUGGCCACAGCCCAUACCUUUUUCCAGGGGCCACCUCCCACAGCAGAGCGCCCUGGUAGCUGCAUGAGCAAGAGCCUUCCCACAGCAUACUCCUCCCUUGCUCAGCGCCUUGCUGGGAGAACUGGGCAGCCCCAAAGGUGCUGGCAGGUGGAAGGUGCUGUCAACUGGGGCUUGCCCUGGAUGGAGUGAAAUUAAUGAGGUGAGCAACUGAGGGCAGCCCUUUAAUCGUUGCCAUGGUCAGGAUCUCCUUGUGCCCUCCUGGGGUUCCCUGUGUGGCCCAGAGCCAUGUUGCCCCAGCCCUAAAGCCAGGUAUCACAAAGGACCAUACACAGCCCAGCCAUGGUGCAUGCAGGGUGGGGGGACCUCUAACACUAAGGCUGGUCUUUGACCCAAGAGAUUUCGGCCCUGCAGCAUCCCAAAACUCUCCGGGCUCAGCAGGGCACUCUGGCCAGCAGAGGGCAGGCAGUGGAUACAUUCAGUAUGUCCCCUAUUCCAGUCUAGGCCGUCCUAUGGAUCUAAAAACAAAAAGGUUUGUUAGUUGGUGGGACCGUAGCUGUUAUUUUGUUAAUCACGUCCAUUGGGAUCUGGCAACGUCCAGUGUACAAAGCAGCAGAUCCGACAAGUGGAGCAAAGUGACCUUGGUCUUUCAUCUGAGCAUUGUCAGUUUACUAGCUGGAAAACUUGCUGCUAAUUUCAGCAAGCGUGCUGCUUAGAAAAGAGUUCACUGAAGAAAAAAAAAUAGUAAAAAGAAAAUUGGCUUCAUCCUGGCUCAAACCAGGACAGAGGCUGAGUGGGCCAAAAAAGGUAAGAAUUAUAAAUAUUGUCCUGAUGGAAAUCAAAAGGUUUUUUAAAAAUCCAGCAUUUAAAAACAAAGCCAGAUUGCCUCAUGUGCCUCCAAGCUCCACCCUAACACCCAGAAAUAUUUCAUGAACGAAUUGUCCCCGUAGAAAGAUAUAUAUAUACAUACAUUUCUCUUCCUAGUAAAAUCCUGAAGGUUGAAUGCAAUUGCUAGUGAAAGCCACAGCUCUGCUCAUGUUUGGCUCUGCUUUUGCACCCAGGCUUAUGGUAUGUGCACACAUGGCACACCAAAAGCU
Apus apus (common swift) is the source of this 5878-nucleotide messenger RNA. RefSeq names its product transitional endoplasmic reticulum ATPase-like. Lineage: Eukaryota; Metazoa; Chordata; Aves; Apodiformes; Apodidae. Gene Ontology annotation, molecular function: polyubiquitin modification-dependent protein binding; ATP hydrolysis activity; ATP binding. The record is from RefSeq and is a predicted model, not a curated record. Gene Ontology annotation, biological process: retrograde protein transport, ER to cytosol; mitotic spindle disassembly; autophagosome maturation. Gene Ontology annotation, cellular component: nucleus; cytosol; VCP-NPL4-UFD1 AAA ATPase complex.